Molecule: messenger RNA, 1566 nt
Organism: Seminavis robusta
Lineage: Eukaryota; Bacillariophyta; Bacillariophyceae; Naviculales; Naviculaceae
Source: the annotation of a GenBank genome assembly
AUGCUCGUGCACAGAGGGAAUUAUGCUCGAACCUACGCAUUCAAUCUUCCCGAAUCUUCGGACACUGUCUUUCGCAAAGCCGACUGGAUGCUCAAUCUCUAUGGCAGCAAAGGACCGAACGACUGCUUGCCUCUCUCGACUCGUUUGUCGUCCGCAGAGCAGACACGGCGGCAUUUGGGGCAACUUAUUUCAUCUAGCGUUGGAGACGCAAGCAACAAACGGAGACUGGAGACCGUCCGGACGGCGAAAACGCCGUACGAUGAUCAAUUCUUGAAGCGCAAAAAACCAUCCAUACCCGAGAAGUCCAGAGUGCAUGCCUCGUGCUUUGUUGCCCGAGCUCUCAGCGACCAUCACUGGAUAGAGGAGUGGGCAAACAUUACAGAACGAGGCGUCAACUUUUACCACCCGGAACGGAAAAAGGCAAACCACCGUGUCGGCAUCCAGAGCAUCACCAAAGUCAACAAACUGGAUUCGAACUUGUCUCCAAAGUUUCCCAACUACUCGUUCUUGUCGCUUGAAACAUUGGGCAGAACAACGUACCUGAUGUUUGCGUCGGAAACUGACCGAGACGACUGGGUGAGAGUCAUUUCAAGGCUUGCCAAGCUAGCACCCAGCGCCGUGGACUCGAUGGAGACGGAAUCUGAGGGUCAUGCUUCCACUGCUCUACUCGAGUUGCAAAACCCCAAAGACGAAUUCCUCCACAAGAGCUCCCUGUGGGACUUUAAACACCGUCGCGUGCUCAACUGCAGACGAUUCUCGUUUCGUGCACGAGAGAAGGCGUCUCGACAGGAUCCCUUGUCGCUGGCCGAAGAUGCCCUUCAUAAAGCCCUGGAUCCCAGAAACGAGUCCGAUGAUGACAUUCUGGUUUCCUUCUUGGACAGCGCAGCAAAGUUGAAAGAAGCCAAUGUCCACGGGCUUGGGGAAGAGGAGCGCCUUGCGUUCUUCUUGAAUGUCUAUCACACAAUGGUGAUGCAUGCGUACCUGGUGCUGGGUACACCGGCAUCCAGUUUUCAAUGGAUUUCAUACUUCAACAGCAUUUCCUACCAAUGCUCGGAUGAUAUCUUCUCCCUCGCCGAAUUAGAGCACUGUAUCUUGCGGUCGCCCAUGUCCUACCCCACCCAGUUCCUAUCGAGGUUUGCUAUUCCCAAGUCUUCCUACUCAUUUGCACUCACCAGGAGUGACUAUCGGAUCAACUUUGGCCUCAAUUGCGGAUCCAUGAGCAACCCGAAAUGUGUUCCAGUUUUCAAGGUGUCAUCCCUCAAUCAACAGUUGAAUGAUGUGUCACGUCUCUAUCUUGCCGCUGCUGUGAAGGUCAAGAAGCGAAGCAAUCGAGAUGUUGAAGUGUUGUUGCCGCGAAUAUGCUUGUGGUUUGCAGAUGAUUUUGGAUCCAGCAACACUGACGUCUUGAGGAGGGUAACUCCGUUCUUGACCACGGACGUGCAGGACUUUCUCAAGUCGAUUGAAUCAGGCAAAAGGGGGAAGUGUCACGUCUCUGUCAAGUAUCUCAAUUACAGUUUUGAAUGCCGAAAGUUGACGUUGACGCCUGAAACUGGCAACAGAUCGUGA